Lasiodiplodia theobromae is the source of this 1455-nucleotide messenger RNA. RefSeq names its product P-loop containing nucleoside triphosphate hydrolase. Bases 1 to 1455 code for a protein of 484 amino acids. Lineage: Eukaryota; Fungi; Ascomycota; Dothideomycetes; Botryosphaeriales; Botryosphaeriaceae. Gene Ontology annotation, molecular function: ATP binding; ATP-dependent chromatin remodeler activity. The transcript has 10 exons. The record is from RefSeq and is a predicted model, not a curated record.
AUGGCUGGUACCGAUAUUGCGUUCCUGAAUUUGCGACUUUCCGAAGCUCUUCGUACCCUUGGAGACGAUGUUCGAUGUUGUCCAUUCGUCACAACACAAGAGUGGUCCCUCAAGGUCAACCAUUUCAAGAACAGUUCAAAAACUCAAAUCAGCAUCUACCUGAACCUGUACGGUCCUCCUAACAUCAGUGCGCAGGUCGGAAAAACUAUGUCAAAGGCCGGCCUUUUCCUGCAACACCCAAUUCUGCUGGAAAAAGACGUCAAAUAUGAGAAUCCGCAUUAUCUGAAUGUAUCACUGUUGCAGUAUUCUGCGUCAGCAUUGCCAACCCCACCCUUGGAAUCUCCAGUAGAGAGACUCAAGACCCCGGACUUGGUUUCUUCGGUCUUGGACGACCUGGACCAGCAGAGUUAUCUUCAUAUGCCACAGGUGGAUCAGAACAGCAUCAAGACUCCUCUAGAGAGUCAUCAAAAAGAAGCCCUAGACUUCAUCUUCCAGAGGGAGGCAGAGGCUACUCCACAACCCUUCUCACUCUGGAGGCCCCACACCGACAAGUUCCAGAGACAGUACUAUCAGAAUCUUGUGCUUGGGUAUCGGAGGGCCCAGCUGCCCGAUGAGAAUUUUGGCGGCAUCAUCGCCGAUGAAAUGGGGCUAGGGAAAACUCUCACGAUGCUUUCUGCCAUAUUUAUGUCGAAAGGGUGCGGAAGACAGUGCAUCUACAGGAACGUCCAAACAGGUCCCUCAGGGAUUCCGCAGCGCAACACAGCAGCUACUUUAGUCAUUGUUCCCUCGGCCUUAAUCCUGGAGAACUGGAUCGAAGAAGCCCACAGUUUUCAAACAAGCAUAUCGAGACCUAUUGAACGCGGCAACUCGAUUGGUGCCGACCGCCUACGCCACCUUCUGAAAGCUGUCUGCAUCCGCCGGAAGAAAGACCGCUUGAACCUUCCUGAGCCAGAGGAGCUGACCCAGCAUGUGGACAUGACUCAAGAAGAAACAGCAGAGUACUCACGAAUAGGUCAACACUAUCGACAAGCGAUCGACGAUGCUGUCAGCGGAAUUACACUUGAGAGGUUCAGGAAAGACUCAAACGUCAACGUGCUGCUCAUGACGCUCGGCACAGGCGCGGUCGGGCUGAACUUGACUGUUGCAACCCGGAUUCAUAUCCUCGAGCCCCAGUGGAACCCUUUGCAGGAAUCUCAGGCCAUUGGUCGCGCUAUUCGCCUGGGCCAAAAGAAGCAAGUGUCAAACAUCCGCUUCAUCUCCUACAUCCAGUGUCGACAAUCGAAGAAACUGUAUCUGGCGCGAUUGGGCUGGGAUGCAGACGAGGACGAAACAGAGGAGGCGAAGCUCAAGAAACUUGCUGAUUUGAAAUCUCUCCUCAGCUUAGAGAAUGGCGAGGAGGUGCCCACAGCUCGACAGGACGGUCUCGUAGAGUGUGAGAUGGCUGAUGCACCGUAG